AUGACUUGGCACCUACGCCCUUCACUCGAAAGCGAUCCUGCACUCGACGACCCAAUCUGCGGCAUAUGCCACGAGCUGUUCGACAACGACCAACACAUUGCGGUCCGUAUCACUGAUGUUCCGGGUUGCGCGGGCCAUAUCUUCGGCGCCACAUGCUUGACCGAAUGGAUGACAAGCGACAGCUUCGCGACUUGUCCCCUAUGUCGUACCCCCCUCUUCGCGGACGAUGACUUAGGUGAACAAGUACCCGAAUUCGCUCAGAUCGCCAACGCCUUCCGGACUAACGAUGGUGAACAUGAUCUUUGGAUCGACUCGAUGAGGCGCAUCACGUUGGCUAUUGAGGGUGAACUAAGAAGCUUUGAAAGUAUUGCGACCAAUGUUAUUGAUGAUCCUACCUCCACUCGAACGGCUAGAGCGGGGCAGAUAAUCGAAGACCACGGAGUGGAUCCAUCUGUCCUUUUUGAGGUAUUCUGGGAGCUGCACCAACGAUUCGGACAACUGAGUUCCGCUCAAGGACUGGCGAGGCUCCAAGAAUGGGCAAUGGGUCGCCUCGUCAUACCCAUGCUGGGCCCUCAAAGACAUCACGCGGACCAGGCAGCUGCUAUACGGAGCUACAUUUUCGGCGUCACCGUGAUACCCAUGGAGUACGAUCCGGUCUCUCCACGCCCUUUCGCAUCCAUCAGCGCGGCACAACGCGCGGCUCUUCGGCUCGACCUUCAGCGGCCAGAUCUUAAUAGGGUACAUUAUGCCUUCAGCCAAGCUUUCACGACCAACUAUGCUGGAUGGCCGCUCGCGGACCGCAACAUCGCGCGUGUGCUGAUUGCGAACGAAUCUCUCCGCCGGAUUUCAAAGAACGUCCAGGAUAGGAUCCUCCAGCGCGCCACCGAGAUGGUAGCGGACGACCUCCAGGGGCUUUUCGCGGCCGAAGAACGAACCGGAAAUGACGCCGCGCCGGAGGACAACACGGAGCCAUCCAUCAAGGACGCAGUGCGUGGAGUAGGUGAUGCGUUGCUGGUUUUAUCCGCGAGAGUUAGGGCAAAGUUCUUCUCCUGGUGGCAUAUUAAUUGA
Molecule: messenger RNA, 1068 nt
Organism: Didymosphaeria variabile
Lineage: Eukaryota; Fungi; Ascomycota; Dothideomycetes; Pleosporales; Didymosphaeriaceae
Exons: 2
Coding region: 1-1068 (355 amino acids)
Source: RefSeq, a predicted model, not a curated record